CCAUACGACGUCGUCACAACACAAAAGUGCAUUAGCACGGUGGUUUUUGUUGAAUGCCAAGAGUCUUCCAUUUUUGUUGAUUCCGCUGUGCGAUCAAUUCUCUGAAGUGGCUUCGAAAGAUGGCAAAAAAAGAAAAAAGAAGCAGGUCAAAGAGCAAAACCAGGAGGCCAGCUGACGAUCCUACUAUUUCGGCAGACGAUAACGUUUCGACCCUCGAGUCUCAUGAAAAUGAAGAAAAAAAUGUAGGAUUCGAGACCAAGCAAUUGUCGUCCGAGAGCAAAAAGAAGAGAAAAGCCGAUGAUGAGGACAACGAGGAGGAGGACAAUGCCACUGAAAAGAAGGAAAAGAAGAAGAAGAAGAAGAAGGGAAAAAAAAUGAAACGAGAUGAGAAAGACGCUGAAGCUAACAAUGAAGAAUCUACCGGCGCCAUUUCUAGUGGAGAGAAGAAGGGAUUCUUCUCCGAACAAACAUUUGCGUCAUUGCCCCUUACAGAGGAAACAAAGCAAGCGAUCAAUAACAUGGGGCACGAAAAGAUGACAAAGAUUCAGUCCAAAUCGAUUCCCGCAUUACUUGCCGGGAAGGAUUUGAUCGGAGCAGCGCAAACUGGAAGCGGAAAGACUCUCGCCUUUCUUGUACCCAUCGUCGAAUUGUUGCGAAAGGCAAGAUUUCACACACGUAACGGAACGGGGGCUAUGAUCUUGUCCCCAACUAGAGAGCUAGCGAUGCAAAUCUAUGGGGUAUGUAAGGAGUUGCUGGGGGAAAAGUCAACUUUGACCUAUGGACUUAUUAUGGGAGGAGCCAAUCGGAAGACGGAAGCCGAACGCCUAAGAAAGGGAGUGAAUAUUGUUAUCGCCACACCUGGUCGAUUGCUUGAUCACCUUCAAAAUUCCCCAGGAUUUGUGGUUCGAAACCUUUUAGUAUUUUGUAUGGACGAAGCAGACCGCAUUCUUGAGAUCGGGUUCGAGGACGAUCUGCGUGCAAUUGUCAAGAUGCUUCCCAAAGAGCGCCAGACUAUGCUAUUUUCUGCCACGCAGACCAAAAAGGUUGAAGAUCUUGCAAGGCUUUCAAUUAACCCCAAAAACGCUAUCUAUGUCGAAGUGGAGUCCAAUAGAAAAGAAGCUACGGCCGAAAAUCUUGAACAAGGUUACGUUACGUGUCCCUCCGACAAACGAUUUCUGCUUCUCUUCACCUUUUUAAAGAAGAACAAGAAUAAAAAGAUCAUKGUAUUCUUAUCAUCUUGUAAUUCCGUGAAAUUCCACGCUGAAUUGCUAAAUUACAUCGACAUCCCGGUGCUGGAUAUUCACGGUCGACAAAAACAGGUUAAACGUACGACAACAUUCUUCCAGUUUCAGAAGGCCAAAACUGCAACUCUCUUGUGUACAGAUGUUGCUGCCCGUGGGCUUGAUAUCCCCGAAGUUGAUUGGAUUAUCCAGUUUGACCCACCGGAUGAUCCUAGGGAAUACGUUCACCGCGUAGGGCGAACUGCGCGUGGUGCGACCGGCUCGGGUAGGGCAUUGAUGUUCUUGACACCGCAAGAAACAGGUUUUCUUCGGUACCUGCAAGCUGCUGCACGGGUGACAUUGAAUGAAUAUGAGUUUCCUACGUCGAAGAUCGCAAAUGUUCAAUCCCAGCUCCAGUCACUGAUAGAGAAAAAUUACUAUCUGAACAAGUCUGCUAGAGAUGCUUACCGGAGUUAUCUUCUUGCGUACGCAAGCCAUUCCCACCGUGAAAUAUACAACGUUCACGAACUUGACUUACAAGCCGUUGGCCUAGCUUUUGGUUUUUCAACCCCCCCUCGGGUGGACUUGGCUUUCUCAGCUCGUGGUGAUAAGCGGAAUGUGAAAAGAAAAAACAAGAACGCGAAGCAGAAACGUCUCGGAUCCGGGCAUAGUUUCAGUGCCUCAAAUCCAUAUGGAAAACGCGAAUCAGGAGACAAACGUCAGUUUUCUCACUGAACGAACCAUUCAGCUUGUAACGAAUGAAAAACGACCUUUAAAAUCUUUGUUACUUUAUGAGAGAGUUAUCAGUUAUCCGGCAUUGUGAUUCGCACUUUCAUGUCGAUCCUUUUUUGGUUGUCCAUCGUCACAACGCUCAGAUUACUACGCGUAAAAUAACAAUUGAAAUUACGU
This is a messenger RNA of Pseudo-nitzschia multistriata, 2129 nucleotides long. The record is from the annotation of a GenBank genome assembly. Lineage: Eukaryota; Bacillariophyta; Bacillariophyceae; Bacillariales; Bacillariaceae.